This is a messenger RNA of Chrysochloris asiatica (Cape golden mole), 1092 nucleotides long. Its product is annotated as tripartite motif-containing protein 43-like. The transcript has 7 exons. The record is from RefSeq and is a predicted model, not a curated record. Gene Ontology annotation, molecular function: zinc ion binding. Bases 1 to 1092 code for a protein of 363 amino acids. Lineage: Eukaryota; Metazoa; Chordata; Mammalia; Afrosoricida; Chrysochloridae.
AUGGAUUCAGACUGCCAAAAGGAACUCACCUGCUUUGUCUGUUUGAACUACCUUACAGACCCCAUCACCAUAGACUGUGGACACAGUUUCUGUAGGCACUGUCUAAACCUUAUAUGGGAAAAAGGCACAACUGCCCAUUGCCCCAUUUGCAAGGAAAAAACAGUGCAGACAGAGCUCAAAACUAAUAUUCUAGUGAAGAAUCUUGUGUUCCUUGCCAGACAAGCCCAUCUCCGGCAGUUCUUGUGUUCCCAGGAACAGAUGUGUGGGACACACAAGGAGACAAAGACAAUCUUCUGUGAAGUCAGUAGGAACCUGUUCUGUGUGCUCUGCUCUAACAUUCAGGAGCAUGAGAGUCACACACAUUAUUCCAUAGAAUAUGCUAUUGAAGAUUACCAGGAGAAGCUCUUAAGGCAAAUGAGAUCAAUAUGGAAAAAGAUUCAAGAAAAUGAAAUAAAUCUAAAGAAAGAGAGCCAAAUUACCAAAGACUGGAGAUGCUUUGUGGAUGUUAGUUCAUACAUGUUCACCUGUGUACAUCGGACAUUUCCUCCAAUUCUCUUUGAUGAAAGCCAGCAUCUAAAAGUACUGGAAAGUGAAGGCAAAAAUAGUUAUAAACAACUCAUAAAAAGUGAAGCCGCAAUGGAGCAAAAGAAAAAGGACUUAAGAGAAAUGUAUGAGGACCUGAUGACUAUGUGCCAUAAAUCAGAUGUGGAGCUGCUUAAGAGUUUCGAAGACUUAUUGACAAGGAGUGAGUUCGUGCAGCAGCACAUGCCCCAGCCUGUGAACCCAGCUCUCAAUGCAAGACCCAUACCUGGACUGAUAGAGAAAGUCAAACAAUUUCAAGUGAAUAUUUUAUUUGAGUAUGAAACAUGCAGUAAGAACUGUAUGCUGUUUGAGGACGUGAGACAUAGAUCUGAUCUUCAAGAUGUGCCUUUUCACUCUAGUAGAUCUAACUGCUUUCCUGCUUGGGAAGCCCAGGAAUUCACUUCUGGAAAACAUUACUGGGAGAUAGAUGUGAACAAUUCUUAUGCGGUAUCUGAACUUAUUCCCUUGACCCAGCAUGCCUUUCACCCAAUUGCACCAAACCUACUUUAA